AUGGAAUGGAUAAACCAUAUGAAUCCUCCAACCUCAUCAUGUUCUCGAGCAGUUCCGUCCACAAGUGCAUCACGAAUGUUGGCGUCUUACGAGAUAUCAGAUGAUCUAAACAGGUUGCAUGUUCAGGUAACACUUUGGUUUUUGUUUGUAAAUUCAGGUGUAAAGUGCUGAUUCUGUUUCAAGUUUAAAAUUACUAUUUUUUGUUUAAAAAUGGUGUUUUUGUUUAUUUUAGGUAACAAAUUGAUAAUCUAUUGUUAAAUAAUGUAAAAUACGGGUUUGUGUAACUAGUUUAUGUGAGGAGGUAUCUAAAUAGAUAUUCUAAGUUUUUUCUUUUACCAAAACAUGUUGUUUUAAUAAGCUACUCUUUCAAACGAAUCGAAUAUUGUGAUGUUUUUCUCCGAAUCAAGUCUUUUAAUCAAAAUAUUCCAAAAGUUUGACUGUUGUUUAUAGAGAUUUCAACAUCACCGCUCUUUGCAUAUGUUUAUACCAUCACAUUAUAGGCAUUGGAAAGAAAAUAUGGAGGCAAGUUGAGGGCCCAUUCAGCCGCCACCAAGAUCCAGCGGGCCUUUCGUCUAUAUCGUUUGCAUAAACAAUUUCGAUCAGUGGUGACAAGGGAAUCCAACUUACCGUCGGAGUUUUCGCCUCGAUCACUGGAGACAACCGAGUGCUUUUAUUCAAAGAGUAAUGGUUUUUCAUUACUCAAGAACUCUGGGACUGCUUCACAGCCUGUCUUGAAGUAAGUUGGUUUCUUUUGAUUAGUUUUGGUUGGUUUAGGGUUGAUUCGGAAUUGGAAUGGUUGUAAAGCAUGAGUUUGUAGCUUUGGAUACAUAUUUUUAAGUUUUAGUGUUUAUCUGGUUGUAAACGACUCUUGUCAAUGUUUUAAAAAUUAUUUGCCAAACUAAUAUUUUGAAAUGAUAAAAUAAAGCAACUUCUUCAGAUACCAAGCCGCCAACUCACUGCGAGCCCAGCUGUUCGUCGAACGUUCCGCCUUGUCUCCCCGAAAGAAUUCGACCCCUCUGGCGAACGAUAUGCCCUACAAUCAUCAUCACAGCGCGUCGGCUCAAAAGGCCUCGUCGCAGCGCGGGUUUGCCGAUUUAAUGUCGCCGCGGCUGAGCCAGCGACACGCAUUCGGGUCGCCAUACGAGAGCCAUGUUUAUUCAAAUUCAAUGUCGCCAUCUGUUUGGAUACCGCAACGAGGGAAACCGACCGAUUUCAGGAGUCCGUCGCCUUCGAAUCGAGUGGCAGAUGCACCGUUUGCGACGAGCGACGGUCACUUUAAUCAGACCAACAGCUUAUCGCGGCUCGAAAUUGGCAGAAAGUACAAGUCGAGUCAGGAGUGUCGACCGGGGUAGGUGUUUUUGAAUUUCUUAGGUAGGGCUGGUUAAAGAAAUCGCAUGAUUUGUGCUUGAUUUAGGCUGUGAACUAUUAAAUUUUUGAAUUUUUUUUAAAAAGUAAAUUUUUAAACUUAAAAAAUGAAUUUGUCUGAACAAAGAAAUUAAGUUCAAUUAUUUGAAAGUGCAGUUGAAGAGUGCGAAAUGCUGUUUACAUUAUGCAAAUUUUGAAUAAUAACAUUUGUGUGGGUCGAAACAGCACUCGAAGGCCGAGAUCUGGAGCUUUCGGCGCUUAUUAAGUGAGUGCGCGGCUCGCUUCUUCGAUCCUCGAGGCCGGUUGGCCUUUUCCGGUGGCCGAACAGGCCUGGUUUAUAGUGGCAAGUGUUUUGAGGAGCGGUCAGAAAGUAAAUAGAAAGCUGAAAAUAUUAUGUGGGGUUGUAUGAGGAGGGAGGGCUAUUUUUUGGUAAGUAGGUCUAUAUACUUUUAGUUAUAGUUUAAGGCUUUAGUAUAGCUAUACCUAGAAAUAAACGCAAUUUUUGAUAUUAUUGCUGUUUUGAUUAAUAGAUCAGUCAAAGAAGUUGACCCUCUGAUCGCCGUGUUAUGUUGUGAUCGGCAUGUUAUGCUCUUCUUCGUUUUAUCUCCAUGUCAUUUGGCGGUAGCCGGUCGAAACCCGGUUUUGCGAAAUUUUCAGCGGUUUUUAUCAUUGCGUAUAAACAAUUCGGGAUGCGUCUGGGAGUUUCGCAAGGAUGAUGGUUCAGAUGUUUUUGAUUGAAACUCAUUUAAGGGCUAUGUUAAUAUAGAAGUAUUGAGUAAAAUAGUUUAAAAGGGUCUUUUGGGUGAUAAUAUUGAGGUUCGAUUGUCAAGACUUGUGAUUUUAGCUUGGUCUUUUAAUAAAAUAGUCAACUCUAGGGUAGCGGUUUUGUACAGGUACUUUUGGGGUAGACUUUGCUUGAAAAUGCGGUUAGUUUUGACUUAAAAUGACCUUUCCGGAGCUUUAUUUUUAUUUUUUACAAACUGAAAAGAAGUCAAUUUUAAUUCGCUAAAUUAUUUUUAAUGUUUAGCAAGUUUAUCUCCAAGUUUCCCGAUCCGUUUUAAAGUAAAACAGUCUAUUUUUAAGCAAAACCAAGUUUGUCAUGCUGAUCUCGAGUUUAAAGUGCGUGUUUGGAAGCCUAUUCAGAUCAUAAUUGUUGUUUUUUGAUCGCACAUUAUCUUAAUAUGAUUCGAAAACAGUUGGAUACGCUUCUCAAACACACUUUGUUUUGUUUUGUCUGAUUACAAUUGAUUACAUUUGGUAUUGUUAAAUGUUUUUUUUUGUUUUGAAUCAGUUUUUUGUCAACAUUUCAAUGGUUUUUCAUGGCGGACUCGGUUGAAAAUGUAAUUAUUUGUUUGUUUUAGCUGUUUUGUAAGCCUGAUUCUUUCAAACUUUAUAAGUUGCGUUUUCAUUUUGAGGGUUUUUUGGGCGUUCUGGCCGUUUUUCAUGAUUUUUAACGUAAUAAAGUUGGGUAAAGUUAGUGGAGAGAUUGAGAUAUUAUUUUUUUUCAUAUUUUAUUGAUAUCUUAAAUUUUUAAUUUGGAUUACAGCUUUGUUAAAAUGUGAAAAUUUUCAAAAAUGAAAUUUUAGGUAACAUUUUUUUCAAUUUUAAAAUAUUAAGUUUAGGUAAUAUUUCUUAUGUUUUUAUGGCUAUUUGAAAAAUAAUGUACAUUUUUGUUUCAGAAUGCCUAUAAAUGGAGACCUAACUCAAUUCCAAGCUACUAGAACCACUUGCUCACAUAACACAACUCAAUCAACUACAACAUCAGAAGGCUGCACGAUGCGACUAUCCAAAGACAAUGACAUUUAUCGGCGACGACUAUAUCGAAUAGCCCUGAACUUCUUCAACAAGAAACCAGACCGAGGGAUUCAACUACUGGUCGAGUGGGGCUUCGUCGACGAAAACCCAAAAGCCAUUGCCAAGCUGUUCUUGAGUCGACGAGGCCUAGGAAAACAAAUGAUCGGCGAGUUUCUGGGCACACUGAGGUCAGCGUUCCACUCACAGAUCCUGGAUGAAGUGCUGGCACAGAUAUCCAUGCACAAUGUUGAGGUAGACAUGGCGCUCCGCGAAAUGCUACACUACUUUCGGCUACCGACUGAAGCGCAGAAAAUUGAUUACGUAAUGCAGGUAAGAAGACCGGUUAUGACACGUAGGUGCGGGAGAAGCUUAGUCUACCGUCAAAUCAGUUUUAAACUAUAUGUUUGGCUUUGACGUAAGGGAUUAUAAUAUGUAUUAGGGUUAGGGUUUGUAUUCAAUGGGAAAGAUUAAGAAAAAUGAAAAAUGAGAAAAGUUUUAAAAUUUUAUUGUGGUAAAAGGCAUUGAAUAAGCAUAUAAUGGUGUAUAUGAUUGUUUUUAGGUAUAAAAUUUGAAGUUUCACGAACUUACUAGGUCGUUCAAAUCAAUCUGCGCCUUUUAGUUUUGAAAUUUUGUUUUGAGAAGGGCACAUAAUUAUUUAAAUAACUUAAUUCUUUAAGAAAAUGAGUUUAAGAAAAUGAGUUAUGAAGUCUAGUUUUAAGGGAUUUUACAUUGUAAUUGAAACAAUAAACACACUGUAUAAAAAAAAUUUUUUUAGGCAUUUGCCCGACGUUACAAACAAUGCAACGCAGCCCGACUACCACCUCAAAUUACGACAGAUGCCAUUUACAUACUGGCGUUUGCAACAAUAAUGUUGAACACCGACCUUCACUCACCAUCGAUGAAAGAAAGCAAGAAAAUGAGAGUGGAAGAGUUCGUCAGAAACACCUGGAGGGCGAGCCAGUCUUUUGAAAAGUAAGGACUAUUUUUCUAUAUAUAUAUAAUACAGUGAAACCUAUAGUUUGGCACUCUUCUUAUAAGGACAGUUUUUUGAGUGUUCUUUGUAGUAAAACUUCAUUCAAAAAGUGCCUGGAUAGUAUGACACUUUUGUUAGAAUAGACAUGACAAUAAUGUUAUCAUUUUCAGAGAAAGCCUGAUUGGAAUCUACGACAGAGUGAAAGAAAACGAGAUACGAUCAGGCAGCGAUCACGUCUCCCAAGUACUGAAAGUUGACCAAAGUAUUGUCGGCAAAGACAAGCCUCUACUUGUAGAACAACACCGACGUCUGAUCUGUUACUGUAGACUAAACCAAAUCAUCGAUCCAGCUAAGAAACAGUCGAUCACAGCACAUCAACGAGAGAUCUUCCUCUUCAAUGACAUAAUGUUAAUAACGAAGAAUGUGAGCAAAAAGAAAGCACCAGCACAGUACGUACUGAAGUCAUGGAGCCCUUUGAUUGGAGUCAAUAUUCAUGAGUUUGACAACGCAAAUUAUACGUUUGGACUGAAGAUUUUGUUCCCAGGGGCACAGCAUUUGUAUUUUAAUGCCAAGAAUGGGGAUGACAGGUAGGAAAUUGAUUUUUUCUUGGAAUUUGGAUAACGUUUUAGGUAACAAAUUUAAAAAUCUUGAAUUUUUGGUUUCUUGUUUAAAGUAAAUUUUAAGGUUAAGUUAGUUAUUUUGAGCUUUCAAUAAUCAUUUUUUCAAAUUAAAAUUUGAUUUAAAAAUUUUUGUAGACACAAAUUCAUGGCCGAUGUAAAAGAAUCAGUAGCAGAAUCUACCGAAAUGGAGCAGAUGCGCUUGAAGUUCGAAUUGGACAAACAACGAGAAAUGGAUCAACGGAAUGUCUCCAGAAUCCAUCGAACUGACAGUCAAAGAGACUCAGGUCUACCAGACCUUGAUCAAGGUUCUCCACUCAUGAGUCGGAAGUCAGAUUCUUCUUUUCAAACUCCAGGCUUCUCAUCAACCUCAUCUACAGAAUACAGCACUCCACAGAGAAUGACUAAAACUCCAACGUACUCAGCCUUCAGUAAUGGUACUCCUCAACGAACUACUCAUCAUCAGUCACCCGUAACUGGGCCAGUAGCUCCAAACGGAAGAAGAUUGAGCUUUAACUCGCUGGAUUCUGGAAUGGUCGAAGAAUCUAACGAAUUUUCAAUGUGA
Molecule: messenger RNA, 5314 nt
Organism: Bursaphelenchus okinawaensis
Lineage: Eukaryota; Metazoa; Nematoda; Chromadorea; Rhabditida; Aphelenchoididae
Source: the annotation of a GenBank genome assembly